Molecule: messenger RNA, 495 nt
Organism: Punctularia strigosozonata HHB-11173 SS5
Lineage: Eukaryota; Fungi; Basidiomycota; Agaricomycetes; Corticiales; Punctulariaceae
Exons: 2
Coding region: 1-495 (164 amino acids)
Source: RefSeq, a predicted model, not a curated record
AUGACGGAGCUCAGUCUCGUCGGCGCGACCGAGCUCGUCAUCGCACGCCGCCUGGAUCUCAAGGCUUUCACGUCCCUCAGAUGCCUCACCCUAGGUUAUAUCACGCCCGCGGAGUCCCCGUCCGAUUUCGUCUCCAUCCCUGAUUCAUUGCAGACCUUGAUCGUGCGCUGGUCCAACCGACGGCCCAAGCCGACGUACAGCAAGACCGGCUACUUCUUCCGCAGCAUUGAGGCGAUGUGUAACCACCUUCGCAACAGCGAGGAAAUGAGCAUCAGCAAACGUCAGGAGGCGCUCCUGUUUGUGGAAAUGUUUGACUUGUCUUCACUCGAAGCUAUCCUGCUCUGCCAAGAGCGCGAUGCCCGUCUCGUAUACGUAGAGCUAGACCAAGAGCGUGGCCCCGUUCUUCUGGAAUCCUUCAAGGAUGAUCAACCUCUUCAUUCGACGCUCAGCCUCGCGUUCCUACCUUUCAAGUGGGCAAUCGUACUCGUUUCAUGA